AUGCCUUCAUCAUCGAAUUCUCCCCAUUCUCCAUCACCCAUCCCAUCUUGUUCAAACAACAAACAGCGUCCAUUAUCGAUGUUUUCCGGAUUUCGCAGGGCUCGUCGGGAUAAUGUUUUUGUGCUUCCAACUCAAUACAGUCAUGUUGUAGCCGGUUCUGGAAUGGACUACGUGCGAUCUGUAUCAAAUUCAGCAUUCUACGACUCGAGUUUCCCAACACUUCCCCCAAGGACCGAAAGGAAGACGAGUGAACCGGCUGAGAUGACACACUCUGGAACCAGCUUGUUGAUGAGUGGCCCAUCAUCAUCUAGUCAAUAUCAACAACAGCUAAAUAUUGACACGUUUGGGGGUGAAACGGCUGGAUCAGGUCUCGAAUAUAUCACGACAAUGCUUGCCGAUGAGGAUGAGACUUGUAAUCGAUCAAUUAGAUUAGCUCAACAAUUGGCGCUCUCGGAAAUGCGGCAAGAUUUGGAGAGACAACGCAAAGAGAUUUCACAAAUGGAAGCGGAUCAGGUGAUGCUUGAAGUGAUGCUACGAGAUGAUUUAGCUGAUUUGGGACAAGUUGAUGAGACGAAGCUCGAUCAAGAGAUUGCGAAGCUCGAGGAGGAAAUCGAUGAGAUUCGUCGAACACAUCCACAUUGUGUACCACCACCAGUACCCCUUCGACCUCGACGUUCAACACCCGAUGAUGAGGCGUGGAGAUGUAUGAAUGCAACUUGUGGAGCCGCGAAUCACGUCGAGUUGUACAAAUGCAUAAAAUGCGGUCUUCCCCGAUUGAUUAUCAGUGAUGAGGAACGAAAGAGAUGUUCAUGUCAGCGAUGUCGAUUGGGACUUGAUCGUUUAUCGAUGACCCCGGCGGUGGAGGAUAAUGAUUGGAUGCUCGUGAAUUCUCCC
This is a messenger RNA of Mesorhabditis belari, 894 nucleotides long. NCBI's taxonomy places the organism in Eukaryota, Metazoa, Nematoda, Chromadorea, Rhabditida, Rhabditidae. The record is from the annotation of a GenBank genome assembly.